This is a messenger RNA of Macadamia integrifolia, 1605 nucleotides long. Its product is annotated as rRNA biogenesis protein rrp36-like. Bases 170 to 1393 code for a protein of 407 amino acids. The record is from RefSeq and is a predicted model, not a curated record. NCBI's taxonomy places the organism in Eukaryota, Viridiplantae, Streptophyta, Magnoliopsida, Proteales, Proteaceae. The transcript has 3 exons. Gene Ontology annotation, biological process: male meiosis II.
GAUCAAAUUGGACUACAAAACGUUUAACACUCUUGUCCGUUUCAGAAUACACAGUCCCCUCCUCUGUCUCUCACUUCACUCACUCAUCCUUGAAGCCAUGAGAACCCUCUAAGGAUCUUCCUCUCAGGGAGACAGAUAAGGUUCUGAAACCAAGCAGAUACCUCUUCUAAUGGGGUGCUUUCUUGCAUGCUUUGGUUCCUCCAAGGACAAGGAUCGACAGCGCCGCCGUAGACACAAAAUCCUCCCUGGAGAUCAGAGACAUGGAAGCUAUGAACCUCUGAAACCAGUUCUCUCUUUGAACCAAGAAAGCAAGGAAACAUCCAUUAGCUCCGUCUUGGAACAGAGGGAUAAGCCUGAGCAGCAAUUGAGCUUCAGCACCAGAAAGAAAGUCACCUUCGAUUUGAAUGUGAAAACCUACGAGAAUGUAGCAGCACCUCAAACCUCCUCAAAUUGUUCGUGGGAGAACGAUGAAGAUAAAGAAAGGGGUAAGGAAGAAGAAAAAAGGGCAAAAGCAAGCCAAUCCCUAUCGGCCUCUGAAGAUGAUUCUGUCACAUCGAGCUUGGGAUCUUACCCCCCAAACCACAGGUACCAAAAUUGCAGGGACAGCGACGAUGAAGAUGAAAAAAUAGACUUUAGCGAAAGUGAUCUGGAUGAAGAUGAUGAGGAUGAUGAGGAAGACGACGGAGACUAUGAUGGUGACGAUGAUGAACCAAUAGAAUACAAACCAGAGUCUUCGGUGUCGUUUCUCUCUUUACCAAUGGAAUCACGGACACGGGCCUGUGCUACUCUACCUAACGAUAAGGAAGUUAAGAGGUCCAUGCCGAUCUGUGGUUCAACUGAGCGGGAACUGAAAACACUACCAUUGAACCAGAAUGCUCGAGAUAGGAGCAAAUAUGUUCAAUCAGUACUGAACCCAGUUGAGAAUCUGUCACAGUGGAAAGCUGUCAAGGCGAAACCAAGAGCAGCAACACCUCCAUUAAAGAAUCAAAAGGAAAAUGGCCACUUUGAGCAAGAAACACAAAUACCCUUCAACCCAGAGCCAACUUCCAAGGUCCCACUAUUGAAAUCCAGCCAAAGCUUCAGUCACUCUAGGCAUAUAAAGCAAGAAACUGCAGUUGAUGCCAGCCUUUCAAACUGGUUGGGGUAUGCUGAAACAAUACCUACCACACAAACUAGACCAUUCACAUUUGCCACUGAGUCAGCAGAAAGAAGCAGGCCACAGAGACCGAGUUGGUCGAGAAGUCCUGAAGACCGACCAAUUCUAGGCGCAUUAACUGUUGAAGAGAUGAAACAAUUGUCAGCUUCUUCAUCCUCAAGAAGGUCACCGACACGGAGCCCUGACGAAAUUCCGAUUUUAGGUACCAUGGGGAGUUAUAAACAGAGGUUCUGCUGAUGCUUAUUCCAGUAAAUGUCAGAUUAAGAGGCCGAGAAGAGAAGGGGUUUCAAGUUGUGUGUGGUUUCAAGUCAUUGACUCCCUUUUUUAUGUGAUUUCAGGGUUACUGAUACUGUUCUGUAUGCUUGUGUGUGUGUGUGAGAUUCUAAAGCUGAAUACGGUUGUAUGUUAAAGAUUGGAAGUGAAAAAGAACACAUACUUUUAGUGUUUCA